UAGAAUCCAACCAUUGAAGCCAAAUUUUCUUCAUCUCUGACCUGAAUUUUGCAUUUGAAGAAGCAGAAUGAGGAAAAGAAUCAGCAUUUGCAUCCGAAAAUUCCUUUCAUGCUCUGUCUCCGGAUCCAACCCUCCUAAUCUUCCUAAUUAUGUGGAUUAUCGCGAAGAAUAUGCUAAUGCCUUCCGCACUGAAUCAUACAUUGAGUUUUGGACACGUGUCCUUACUCUAACCCAUGGAGAUAGCGCCACGUCAAUUCCCAUAGAGUCCACCACUGCGGCUCGGCUCUCAUCCUACCGGCUCUUCGCUGAAUAUCUCUUAGAUCCGGACCAACCCACUGUCACUCAACUAUUGGCUUUGGCUCAAAGCAGACCCAAAAACCACUCUAUUCUAGCCGAAUACUUUUCUGAAACGGCUAACGCUUCUUUCCUGUGUAGCCUUCUGCUAAAGGAUAUUAACCGUAUACGUGUUUGGUACCGAUCCUUGAAAUCCACCCUGGAAUCUCAUGGAGCCACUGAGUUACUACCCGUAAACCGCUUUCCAGUAAUAUUGGCUCGGGUUCGGGUCAUCCAAACCGGCUGCUCUGGCUUACUCAAGCGGUUAGAGUUAGGACGUGACAAGGCUCGAGCCAAGCUCCAGCUCGUCAAAAGCAUAAAAUGCGGCUCAGCUAUUUUGCUUGUCGCGCUAACGGCUUCGGUGGCUGUAAUCGCCACAACUCACGCCUUAGCAAUGUUGGUGGCUGCACCAGGUCUCAUAGCGGCUUCAUUUGAGUUAGCCUCGACUAGGAAAUUAGCCAGGCGGUCGGCUCAGCUUGACGCAGCUGCCAAAGGAACUUACAUACUGAACAAGGAUAUGGACAUGAUAAGCCGGCUUGUGGCCAGGCUAAACAAUGAGCUGGAGCAUAUAAGUGGAAUGGUUAGGUUUUGGUUGGAGCAUAAAGAGGAUAACCUGCAAGCCAGUGGAGAAGUGGCGCGCCAGCUGAAGGAGAAUGACUCUAACUUUAGCCAGCAGCUAGAUGAGCUAGAAGAGCAUUUAUACUUAUGUUUCAUGACCAUUAAUAGAGGGAGAACCCUUGUGGUGAAGGAGAUUAUGGACCAGGGUCCACCCACUUGCUCAUCAAAAUAAUUUAUUUUAUUUUUCAUUUUUAUUAUUAAAAAUAAUGUCAC
Vitis vinifera (wine grape) is the source of this 1164-nucleotide messenger RNA. Its product is annotated as UPF0496 protein At3g49070. The coding region runs from base 68 to 1123 and encodes 351 amino acids. The transcript has 2 exons. The record is from RefSeq and is a predicted model, not a curated record. NCBI's taxonomy places the organism in Eukaryota, Viridiplantae, Streptophyta, Magnoliopsida, Vitales, Vitaceae.